AUGUCAAAUAAUAAUCAUAUACAUAAUCAUAACCAAAAUGAGAACAACAACCAUAAUAAUAAUAAUAAUGAAAAUGAACAUCACCAUCACCAUCAUAUAGAGCCACCAAUAGUUAUUAGUUCAGUAAAUGAUCCAAUAGAUUUACCAGAUUCAACAUCAAUAGCAUCAUUAGCAUCUUCAGAAGAAGGUUCAAUACAUCAUAAUCAUAAGCAACAUCAAGUAAACCCUAUACAUCACAACCACUCAAAAAGUAGUCAUUCUUCUCAACAUCUGCCAAAUAAUCAAAUAUUAGGACCCUUAAGUGAUUUAGAAAAAAGUAUAACAUCAUUUGAAAAUUUACAAAAACAACAAGAAAAAGAAAAUUUACAAAGACAACAAACUUCAUUAACUACAAGUUCUAAAAAAACUUUAAUAGUUCCAAGACCUGAAAAAAGAGGAUUAUUAGCUUCUUUAGUUUUAGUACCUGAAUAUUAUGAUGCAAGAGAUUAUUCACCCAGGAUUAAAUAUUUAAUUGUAUUUUUAAUUGCAUUUGCUUCUAUAACUGGUCCAAUGGGUACUUCUAUUAUGUUACCUGCUAUAGAUGAUAUAGUUAAAAAAUUACAUACAACAGGAAGUGAAGUUAAUGUAUCUGUUGGUAUAUAUUUAUUAUCAUUAGGUAUAUUCCCACUUUGGUGGUCAUCAUUUAGUGAAAGAUACGGUAGAAGAUCAGUUUAUAUAAUAAGUUUUGUAUUAUUUGUUGGGUUUUCUAUUGGAACAGCAUUAGCGCCAAAUAUUUCUGCAUUAAUCGUAUUGAGAGUACUACAAGGUGGAUCAUCAGCAUCAGUACAAGCUGUGGGGGCAGGUACAAUAGCAGAUUUAUUUGCACCACAAGAUAGAGGAGUAGCAAUGGGAUGGUAUUAUUUAGGUCCUUUAAUGGGACCAUUUUUAGCUCCCAUUUUAGGAGGUGCAGUAUCACAAGCAUGGGGUUGGAGAGCAACUCAAUGGUUAUUAAUGAUUUUUGCAUGUUGUAAUCUAAUAUCAAUGACUUUUUUGUUACCUGAAACUUUAAGGAAAGUUGAUAAUAUUAACGCUAUAAGGAAUCUUAUGCAACAACAAGAACAACAAACUCAAGAUGAUGAGAAAGAAAAAUUUGAUUCUGAUUCAAGUGAUCAACAACAUGCACAUGAACCACCACAACAAUUAAAUGAUGAAACUUUACAAAGAGUUGCAACUAAUUUAAGUAGACGAUCUAGUGCAAGAUCAGUUAAUUCAUAUAUAGAAGAUGGUGAUGAUGAAGGUCCCAUUGUGGAUCCUGUUAUGCCUACAUUAUCAAGAUUAACAACAAAUAGAUCAACUUAUUCACGUAGAUUACAACAAGAUUACGUUACUGGAGAAAUUCGUAAAACUACAUCACAUAUUUCAGAACAUCCUACAAUUAAAGAAAAUAAAUGGUCACAAUACAAAACAACAAGUUAUGAUUUAUUCAUACGACCAUUACAUUCAAUUAUAUUAUUAAAACAUCCACCAGUAAUAUUGGUAAUAAUGUAUUCGGGUAUAUCAUUUGCAGUUAUUUAUUUUUUUAAUAUGACUAUUUCAUAUCAAUACGCUCGGCCACCUUAUAAUUUUUCACAAGUCAUUGUAGGAUUAAUGUAUAUUCCAAAUUCAAUUACAUAUUUAGCAGCAUCAAUGAUUGGUGGGAGAUGGAAUGAUAGAUUAUUAAAUAAAUACGCUGAAAAACAUGGUGAAUUAAUACCUGAAUCUCGUAUUUCAUGGAAUAUUGUAUUAGCUAUUAUUUUAUACCCAAUGGCAUGUUUAAUUUUCGGUUGGACUAUAAGAUAUGGAGAAUUUUGGAUAGUACCAUUAAUAGGUACUUCAUUGUGUGGAUUUGCAUCGAUGUUAGUCAUUGGAGCAACUGUAACUUAUUUGGUAGAUACUUUACCUGGUAAAGGUGCAACUGGAGUAGCAUUAAAUAAUUUAAUUCGUCAAAUCUUGGCUGCUAUAGCUACAUUUAUUGUUGAACCUUUAUUAAAAGCUAUUGGAGCUGGGAUAUUAUUUAGUAUAUUAACUGGGAUAUUAACUGUUGCAAGUUUAAUAUUGUUAUAUUUGAAGAAAAAAGGUGGGUAUUUUAGAGAGCAUUAUGAUUUAAUGAAAUUGUAUGAAAAAUUAUAA
Lodderomyces jiufengensis is the source of this 2148-nucleotide messenger RNA. RefSeq names its product Qdr3p (gene QDR3). Gene Ontology annotation, molecular function: polyamine transmembrane transporter activity. The transcript has a single exon. The record is from RefSeq and is a predicted model, not a curated record. Bases 1 to 2148 code for a protein of 715 amino acids. Lineage: Eukaryota; Fungi; Ascomycota; Pichiomycetes; Serinales; Debaryomycetaceae. Gene Ontology annotation, biological process: intracellular polyamine homeostasis; transmembrane transport.